This is a messenger RNA of Bacidia gigantensis, 390 nucleotides long. RefSeq lists its product as uncharacterized. NCBI's taxonomy places the organism in Eukaryota, Fungi, Ascomycota, Lecanoromycetes, Lecanorales, Ramalinaceae. The transcript has 2 exons. The coding region runs from base 1 to 390 and encodes 129 amino acids. The record is from RefSeq and is a predicted model, not a curated record.
AUGUCACCACCCACCACUUCCGCCCCGAUCGAACAACCUAAAACCAGCGCCCCACCUGCCUCCCUAGACCCGAAAACAGCACCUGCUGCAGUCCCGGCGACUGCGACGGCUCCUUCUGCACCAAGCGGGACGACCACAGCACCGUCUGCAGGAGCUGCGGGCGGAGUUGGUACUGGUGGUACUGGCGCAAGCGGGACAGAGGGCAUGAUGGUGGAGGGUUUCAUGAUGGGCAUGGACAUGGUGGUGCGGGACACGGGGGAGGACAUGGUGGUGAUGGGGGCGGUAGUGGUGGUGGUGGAGGAGGCGGAGGUGGUGGAGGCGCCUAAACUCAGUUUUUCAUUGAGCAGGUUUGCUCUAGAAUUGAUUGAGGGAAGGGUCCGUCUAGGAUGA